UUUAAAUCUAGUAUAUAAACAAGAAGCACAUACAUAAAAGAUAUAAAUAACUUAUGUUAAGUAAUAAUAAUAACAAUAAUAAUAAUAAUCAGCAACUGUCUUAUUAUCAAGGAUCGUCUUCUAUUGCGGCAAGGAUCCAAGGUUAUCAGCCUCAUCAUCAAAUUUAUCGCUGUUAUUAUCAUUCACCAAAUUCAUUAAAUAGUAGUCCACUUUCAAGUCCUCAAAUAUUAAGUCAUUAUUAUCCACCCAUUAUGGACACAUAUCAUCAAUUACAACAGCCUAUAUUAUCUCUGUCUCCAUCUCCACCUACUUCUUGUUUAUCUAUAAACAAUAAUAACACUAUGUCAAGUAAUGUAAAUACUAUUCGCUACGAUAUAGCACUUGAAGCACCAACUGCGGCAUCUCAGAAAAUAGAUGAAACUCCUUUAACUUAUUUAAAUAAAGGUCAAUAUUACAUUAUUACUUUAAAAGAUAAAGAUAGAUAUGAUGGUGAUAUUAUCAGUACUGUAUCUAUUACUUUUCAUGAAGAAAGUUAUAGAGCUAGUGCAAAAGAUUAUUGGAAAUUCUGGUUAACUCAACAAAAAAACACGAAUGAUGCUAAAGCUAUUGAAAUAGACUUGACAAGGUCUAAUGGUGCACAGGCUAUAGAAGGAAAUAGACAAUUUGAUCGUAUAUCAUUCAGAUGGAAUGGUAAAUUAGGUGCAUCUGUUCAAAUUCGCUUCAAUUGUCUUUCAACUGAUUUUUCACGCAUUAAAGGUGUGAAAGGUAUCCCUUUACGUCUUCAGAUCGAAAGUGAACAACAACCACAACAACCUGCUACUUUACCUCAUAUGAUAAGAUCUCCUUCUCAACAAAUAGAAAGAACCUUUUGUCGAAUUAAACUCUUUCGUGAUAAAGGCGCAGAACGUAAAAAUAAAGACGAUGCUAAACAUAUUGAACGUCAAUUAGAAAAACUAAGAGGGAAAAGUGGUGAACCGCAUCCUCUUUGGUUAGCUUAUUCUCCAACAUCUCCUAUCACUCUUUUUAGGGAAAUCGUAUCACCUGAUGAAUUUGAUAAUCAUCCUUUACUCUUAGACGAUCAUCGACCUAUGCUUCAAAUGCCCAACAAUAAUAAUGGUCUUCUUUUACCUCUACCAAGUUCAAUGAAACGAAGUUUUCAUAAUGAUAGUCUCUUGAUGGGUGUCAAUAAUAAUAAUACAAUAGGUAUUGAUCCAAAUUAUAUUCCACAGAGAAGGCGUCGUCUAGCAAAACUAAGCAUUCUGGUUAAAUUUCCUUCUACAGACGUGUAUCGUGCCAUCUACUUGGAACAUCUAACAGUGAAAGAACUGAUCGAUAAAUUGACUCAGCGUAUGGAAGUGGAUAAAGAGAUCGCAAAUGUACUUCGUAAAAUCGAAACAAAAGAUAAAAAAUCACUGAUUGUCAAAGUGGAUGAUGAUGUCAUACAGGAUAUGAAUGAAGAACAAGAUAUACAACUUGAAAUUGAAGAAAACCCGGAGGAUACAAAUACUAUGAAUUUAAUUUUAAACUUUUAACAUUUCAUUCCCUCUUUAUACAUAUAUAAAUAGGCUUCAUCAUCAUCAUCAUCAUCAUCAUAAUCAUCAUCAUUAUAUAUA
Molecule: messenger RNA, 1613 nt
Organism: Cokeromyces recurvatus
Lineage: Eukaryota; Fungi; Mucoromycota; Mucoromycetes; Mucorales; Mucoraceae
Product: CP2 transcription factor-domain-containing protein
Exons: 8
Coding region: 54-1532 (492 amino acids)
Biological process (GO): regulation of transcription by RNA polymerase II
Cellular component (GO): nucleus
Molecular function (GO): RNA polymerase II cis-regulatory region sequence-specific DNA binding; DNA-binding transcription activator activity, RNA polymerase II-specific
Source: RefSeq, a predicted model, not a curated record